Notolabrus celidotus (New Zealand spotty) is the source of this 3303-nucleotide messenger RNA. It is a transcript of the gene adgrl1a, whose product is annotated as adhesion G protein-coupled receptor L1a. The record is from RefSeq and is a predicted model, not a curated record. Bases 1 to 3303 code for a protein of 1100 amino acids. Gene Ontology annotation, molecular function: latrotoxin receptor activity; G protein-coupled receptor activity. The transcript has 19 exons. Gene Ontology annotation, cellular component: presynaptic membrane; axon; postsynaptic density. Gene Ontology annotation, biological process: cell surface receptor signaling pathway; adenylate cyclase-activating G protein-coupled receptor signaling pathway; heterophilic cell-cell adhesion. NCBI's taxonomy places the organism in Eukaryota, Metazoa, Chordata, Actinopteri, Labriformes, Labridae.
AUGCCAUACUCCACUCUGCCCCCUGCUGCCUGCAUGCUGCACCUGCCAGUAACAGUCUUCGUGUGUCCGGGGACCCUACUGCGGGUGCAGGCGGCUAGCUCACUGCAGGAGGCGGAGCACCAGGCGGGGGCGUGGUGCAAGGACCCGCUGCAGUCUGGGGACCGCUUGUACGUCAUGCCCUGGACCCCCUAUCGCACCGACAUGCUGUAUGAGUAUGCCUCCUGGGAAGACUUCAAACAGAACCGAGCCACCACUACCUACAAGUUGCCCAACAGAGUUGACGGCACAGGGUUUGUGGUAUACGACGGUGCAGUGUUUUACAACAAAGAGCGCACACGAAACAUAGUCAAGUAUGACCUACGGACACGAAUCAAGAGCGGUGAGGCCAUUAUCACAAAUGCCAACUACCAUGACACCUCACCCUACCGCUGGGGAGGGAAAUCAGACAUCGACCUGGCAGUGGAUGAGAACGGCCUCUGGGUGAUCUACGCCACAGAGUCCAACAACGGGCGACUGGUGGUCAGCCAGGUGAACCCCUAUACUCUGCGCUUUGAAGGCACCUGGGAGACCAGCUUUGAUAAGAGGAUGGCAUCCAACGCCUUCAUGGCGUGCGGUGUGCUCUACGCCGUGCGGUCCGUCUACCAGGACGAUGACAGCGAAGCUGGUGGUGACCUGGUGUUGUACGCCUACAACACCAACCAUGGCCGUGAGGAGCCUGUCAGCAUCCCUUUCCCCAACCCGUACCAGUAUAUUUCUUCUGUGGACUACAACCCUCGAGACAACCAGCUGUACGUGUGGAACAACUACAAUGUGCUGCGCUACAACCUGGAGUUCGGACCACCAGACCCCACCACAGGUCCUUUGACCACCACCCAAGUGACCACUCUUCCAGCCAGGCCCUUCACCUCCAGUGCCAGCCCCACCACUGCCCGUCCUCUGGCCCCUACAUCCCGCCCAAUCGGCUCCAUCAACAAGCAUCCUGAUCUUCGACCAAUAACAGCCACUGUGCCUGUCACCCGCCGGCCACCCCGCCCACCUCUUGGCCCCGAGCCGCAAGUCUGUGAGGCCAAACAGAUCCGUGGGGUCCAGUGGCCCACCACCCAAAGAGGAGAGACAGUCGACCGCCCGUGUCCCAAAGGAUCUCUGGGCAUCGCUUCGUUCCAGUGCUUGGAGGAUCAGGUCAUGUGGAACCCGCGGGGUCCUGACCUCAGUAACUGCACCUCCCCAUGGGUCAACCAGGUGGCCCAGAAGAUAAAGAGUGGGGAGAAUGCUGCCAACAUAGCGGGGGAGCUGGUGAACCACACGCGAGGUCGUAUCCAAGCCGGAGAUGUCAGCUCGUCCGUACGACUCAUUGAGCAACUGCUGGACAUACUGGACGCCCAGCUUCAGGCCCUGAGGCCGGGGAACAAGGAGUCAGCUGCACGGAACUACAACAAGCUCCAGAAGCGUGAGCGGACCUGCCGAGCCUACAUACAGGCUGUGGUGCAGACGGUGGACAACUUGCUGCGGCCCGAGGCCCUGGAGUCAUGGCAGGACAUGAACACCACAGAGCAGGCCCACACUGCCACCAUGCUUCUGGACGUCCUGGAAAAAGGAGCUUUCCUGCUUGCCAAUAACAUGUAUGGGAAUCGCUUUUCAGACCGAGCUCCCAGCAUUGAUCUCGAGGUGCAUGUUCUGAACACAGAGAUGGACCUGCAGGAUUUGUCUUUCCCACAGAACUACGCCAGUGACAGCACCAUCCAGCUAUCAGCUUCCACUAUCAAACAGUACAGCCGAAACGGACAAGUCAAGGUGGUGUUCAUUCUGUAUAAAAACUUGGGUUCCUUCCUGUCAACUGAGAAUGCCACAGUGAAGAUGGAGAUGGAGGGACUGAGCCACGAAAAGAAGCGCUUGGCUGUUAACUCACAUGUAAUUGCUGCCUCCAUUAACAAAGAGUCCAGCAGAGUGUUUCUCACAGAACCAGUGGUUUUCACACUCAAACGCCUACAGAUGGAAAAUUAUUACACUCCCAAUUGCUCCUUCUGGAACUACUCCGAGCGCUCCAUGACAGGCCAGUGGUCAUCUCAGGGCUGCAGGCUGCUGGACACCAACAACACACACACCACCUGCUCCUGCAGCCACCUCACCAAUUUCGCCGUGCUCAUGGCGCACCACGAGCCAGAUUACCAGGGCCGUAUGCACGAACUGAUCCUCUUCGUGAUCACCUGGGUGGGGAUCGUCAUCUCCCUUGUGUGUCUGGCCAUCUGCAUCUCCACUUUCUGCUUCCUGCGGGGUCUGCAGACCGAUCGUAACACCAUCCACAAGAACCUCUGUAUCAACCUCUUCAUCGCUGAGCUUCUAUUCCUUAUUGGCAUCGACAAGACAGAAUACCACAUUGCCUGUCCCAUCUUUGCUGGCCUUCUGCAUUUCUUCUUCUUGGCUGCCUUCUCCUGGAUGUGUCUGGAGGGUGUGCAACUCUAUCUCAUGCUGGUGGAGGUCUUUGAGAGCGAGUACUCCCGUAAAAAGUACUACUAUCUGUGCGGCUACUGCUUCCCCGCACUGGUGGUGGGCAUCUCUGCGGCCAUAGACUACAGGAGCUAUGGGACCAAGAAAGCAUGCUGGCUGCGAGUGGAUAACUACUUCAUCUGGAGCUUCAUUGGACCCGUUUCAUUUGUUAUUAUGCUCAACCUCAUUUUCCUCAUGAUCACUUUACACAAGAUGAUCCGCAACUCUUCAGCACUAAAGCCUGACUCCAGUCGUCUGGAUAACAUUAAGUCGUGGGCACUGGGGGCCAUCGCCCUGCUGUUCCUGCUGGGGCUGACGUGGGCUUUUGGCCUUCUGUUUAUCAAUGAGAACACAGUAAUCAUGGCCUACCUCUUCACCACCUUCAACGCCUUCCAGGGCAUGUUCAUCUUCAUCUUCCACUGUGCCCUGCAGAAGAAGGUCCAUAAGGAGUACAGUAAGUGUCUGCGUCACUCCUACUGCUGCAGCCGCACCUCCACCACAAGCUCCCACGGCUCCCUGAAGAAACUCGGGACUGCGUGCCAACAACCGCUACUACAGCGGCAGCCAAGCUCGCCAUGCAGCAGCCCACAGACAGUGACCCAGAGGAGUCUGAGAGCUACACAGCCGACCUCACUGAGAGCCUUGGCCACAGUGGGCACAGUGGCCAGAGUAACAGCGGGCAGGGAGGCAACAGAGCACCUGACUCACCUGCCCGUGACUCCCUGUACAACCAGCAUCACUAACCUGCGAGACUCACCUUACCCAGACAGCAGUCCUGAGCCCCUGGAGGUGGUGCCCCGCUCAGGCUCAGCCCCCUGA